UUCUUGCUUAGGGAGCAUCUACUUGACUCGAGGGGUCAAAGUCCACCUCCAACAAAAGAUUUUUUCCAACUUAUCAUAACCAAAACUAAGGUUGAGAAUUUGUAUUAGCUUACAUAUAUAAAGCAGAGUCUCAAGGACCAGUUUGGUUUCAAGGUGCAAUGUGUGAAGACCUGUCCAAGGUUACUCCAAACAAACAGAGGGCUGCGUAUCACCAGAGUAACCGCAAACUGUUGCUCACUAUACCCUUUGCUGUGGUCAUCUCUGGCUGAAGUCACUGUAGGUAGUUAGCUCAGUUCGCCGUGCAGCUAGUAGCCCAAUUUGGUGACUAGAGUCUUCCUGGACUGCAACUUUGAUUUACAGCACUAGUACAGUGGAAUUCAAUACUACAGAUAAGCAAAGGUACAUGAUGCAAUUACCACCCAUUUUCAUACCCAGUUAUAUUUUGAGAGUGGUAUAUUGCUGCAAUACUAUGUAUAAUACAGAUUUAGUGCAACAUUGUGUUUCCUGAUAAACUAAUAAAACAUAAUCUAAAAAAGACUUAUAACAAAAAAAUAUUGGUUACUGGUUUGUUUCUAUUUUCCUCACAGUCCCAAAUAACAACAACACAGCACCAAACGUGAGUCUAUCCAAUCUUUCAGUCUAUAAUAGAGUUGAGGAAGCAAUCAUAAAUGGUGCCAGGCUGCUAAAGGGCCAGGCUGCCAGGCAGACAAAACUGUACAGUGGAAAGCACGGUUUGCAGGGAAUCAGCCUGAACGCAGGUGGUUUCGUUAUUCUGUAUCCAUUGAAUUGUCCAAUCCAUUUUUACUUCAUAAUGUCAAAUAAAAAAACUUGUUUAUAGUCAGUUAGAGCAACCAGAGUCAACAUAUGGAGGUAAAUGUUCAAUUUCAUGUUGUACUUCCUGUUUACAUUUGCCAGUGAACUGUUCUUGCGCCCUCUGCUGAAAGCUCCUUGGCACCCAGUGCUGUCUCUGCCUGCAGUCAGCCUGCGUUUGUAUGUACUCUCUGCACUGUGUUCAUUUGUGCAGCCAGCAGAGGGAGCAACAUGGCAGUGAAAACUAGAGUCAGAUGAUGGGAGGAGGAGGAGGAUCAAGCAAAUAAACCCUUGGAUACGUCUGUAAGGGCAUCUGCCUCUCCGGUGCGACCUCACCUGAAACCAGUUGCGUAAGACAAAGCUCCUCUUUAUAGGUCAGUGAUGCAGCGGGAGUGACGCAGCAGCCUCCAGAAGGCAACUCUACACAGCAGGAACAAGGAACCUCUGCCAGAACCAUAGUCCACAGGCAACAUCCAGACAGCAGUGAAGAAGGAAGAUAGUGAAGGCCUAAUCUAGGCCAAAGGGAGAACGGUAGCCUUUCCUGCUUCUAAACAAACAGCGGAGAGACAUCCACAGCGGCAGAGACGGGCCCAGCAGGACCGUCUGCACAGAAACAUUUUGGAAGACUAUAAGAUGGACGUUUGCACAAAGACUUAAGCCUUGUGGUCUGCCCCGAAUCAAAACCAGCAUUCACUUCAAGUCUCUGAAGCUACUGCAGAGGACUGGAAAUGAGGACACAAACUAAAAAUGCUCCAGAGAUAUAAAUAUGACUGUGGUGUCCCCAUGCACUCAGAACCUGAUGGAUAGUGCUCACCCUCACACUGUGCUGAGCAAACUCAACGAGCAGCGCUCCCAAGGCCUCUUCUGUGAUGUUACCAUCGUGGUGGAAGAUGUUAAGUUUCGGGCCCACAGGAACAUCCUGGCAGCCUGCAGUGGGUACUUCAGGAACGCUCUGACAACCCCUGAGACAUGGAGCUCAAGCCAAGUGCUGGAGCUGAUGGACCUGAAGUCUGAGGUGUUCGCCAGUAUUCUCAACUUUAUCUACUGCUCAAAGGUGACCUCACCUGGAGCAGAGGACACAGGGGGGCUAGUGGAAGCUGGAAAAAGACUUGGAAUCCCUUUUUUAGAGAAGCUUGCAGAACAAGAGAAGCAAGAUGAAUGUGUGAAAUACAAUGACCCCAGCACAGCCCCAUUGUCGAAAAAAACAAAGAAAGAAGCUCCCAGGCCCGACGAGAUAGACAGUGCAAAAGGGCCACGUAUCACCAAUGCCUUUUCUAUGACUGAAGUGUGUCCUGGGAACAAUCUUUUCACCCCUCUGGUUCAAACUGAUGGGGAGAGGCAGCCACCAGAUGCGGGACAGCUCCCAUCAAGUUGCCCCAUAACCUCUUGCCUCAAUGGAAGCAAUGAGACAACCCAAGCCCUCUCAGAGCACUCAUAUGCAGUGAGCAAAUCUACGGAAGGCAAGGAUAGCAGUCAGUGGGACAACAAGAAGGUCUGUAAGCCAGCAAUAUCACAGCAAAAGCAACUCAUUUACAGGAAUGCAGGCCCACUUAAAAAACGCCACAGGCUGAGAGGCACUUUGGGUAAAAGUAUACUUCCAACACCAGCUGAACCAGAGACAGAUAAACCAAAUGCAAUAAGCCCCACAUUACCUGAUGAUGUUCCUGCAGCACCUACUACAGCCAUGACACCACCUCCACUUUUCUCAGAGGCAGAAACAGACAGAAAUACAGACCAUGGGCUUCCUAUAGCCACUGACAAUGUUCCAAUGGAGUUAGGUCCACCAACCCUUUCACCUCACCCAGAAGAAAGCAUUUCAAUCUACGGGUGUGAUCACUGUCCGGAGAUAUUCACAAAUAAAGCUCUUCUCACCAUUCACUCAGAGGUACAUAAAAAGCGUUUUGUCAGUCAUUUGUUUUGCAAGUUUUGUCACAGAAAGUUCAUACACCUCAAACGACUACGCAACCAUGAGCAGGUCUGUCCCAGAGUAGCAAGAGGCCCGCCUAAACUAGACGCUGCUGACUUAUCAACCAAAGAGGUCCAUUCGGAUGACAUGGCCGACAUGGAAAGCAUCCCAUCACAGAUUCCUUCUGCUGACCUCUCCACACCUUACGCCGCUGAGCCGCUUCAUGUGGACCAAUCAGAGCCUCCACAGAGUGAGAGGCUACUGAGGCCAGGUGGCAGUCAGAGGAGAUACAACUGCAGUGUCUGUAAAAGGGUCUAUGUCACCAUAUCCAGUCUGAAGAGGCACGAGAAUGUACAUUCCUGGCAGAGGGCUUAUCCCUGUCAUUACUGUAAUAAAGUGUUUGCUUUGGCAGAGUACCGUACUAAGCAUGAAAUCUGGCACACAGGUGAACGCCGUUAUCAGUGCAUUUUCUGCCUCGAGACAUUCAUGACAUAUUAUAUUUUAAAGAACCAUCAGAAGUCUUUUCACGGCAUUGAUCCCAGUCUAGCCGUUAAGAAAAAAUCCGCCAACGGUGGGCUGAAAGCCAGCGUUUAUCCAAUCAAACUCUACAGGCUUCUGCCCAUGAAGUUUAGAAAGAGACAAUACAAGACAUAUAGUCAGACAUAUUCAGAGAGUGUUGAGAGAGGGGACCAAGCUCCACUAGACAGCAACUCCCUCAUCCCUCCUUUUGAAGAAAGUGGUCUGAUCAGCCACCCUGAUACCGCUUCAUUCCCUCUGACAUUCAUGGCAACAACAAAGAUGGUGGCACCGGUCAUGCCUCGCAUCAGCUUUGACAAGCCAUGUGACCAAGAUACUGAUCAAAGUCUGGACAGUGAAUUGGAUAUUCAGAGAGGCACAAGAAAAGAGGGGGAGAACAGAGAUUCAUCCUUCAUCAACUAUGCUAGUACCUUCUCUUUUCAACCUGGUACAGAGUCUCCUUCACUGGAUGAUCCUUCAGUUCUAAGUAACUCAGGGCACAUCAGUCAUAAUGUGCCAUUCUUAAACUCUUUGAACACCGUUAAAAAGUUGAGUGAGCUAUCAGCUUCAGCAAAACGAGUUGAGGAAAUGACCAAGGAGAUACUUCAAUCAAGCACUGAGAAUCUGGUGCGCGAUAAGAUGGUGGGGGCAAAGACAGAAACAUACAUUGCCAAACCCGCAUGCCCAGGCCCAUCUGUGGAUGGUGCAGCCAUGCCUCUCUGUCAGAUAACAGUGAAAAUAGGCAAUGAAGCCAUCAUCCGCCGACAAAUCAAAGGAUCUAAGCUCUUCCCUAGAAAGAAAAGGAGAAUCAGAGAUCUGAGUGUGGAGGAGAGUCUGUGCACUCCAACAAGGGAAAACUCAGAGAGCCCCAGACUCCGCCUCAGACAAGAAGUCACUGCUGCCACAGAGACAGAGACGUAUGACGAUCCCAAUGACUGCGACACAGCUGAUAUGCUUUGGCGUCCCUACUAUUCUUACAAAGCUAAAAAGAAAAGGAAGAAGUUGAGAUUCAAGCACAGAAAAGCUUUUUUUCACCGUCAUCCCGAAACAUCUGGGGACAGAAUUGCUGAUAGUGAAACCCACCUUGAUAAAAGUAGUUGGCUGACAGACGGCAUCUCAGGUGUUAGUGCAGAGGGGAAACGUGGUCUUAACAGGAACCCCAGCCCCAGGGCCACCUACAACUGUGACAUCUGUGACAGCUCUUUUAUUACAGAGACCGGUCUCAGAGCUCACGUUAUUGGUUCCCACCCAUGUUUCUGCCGGACCUGUGGAAAACAAGGUCCCCCUGGUGAAGUACCUGCCGGAGGUGAUUACAUCUGCAACAACUGUAUGGAAAAUGGCUCCUGCUUCGAUAAUACACCCCGGAGCCCAAACCCAGAGAAGAAGUAUCGCUGCUCUUUCUGUCCCCAGCGUUUUCUCUACCUUGCCACCAAGAGAAGCCAUGAGAAAAAACACCAGGAGACGAAUGAGGAGGGAUAUAAUUAUGAUAGCCUCACACCAUGUUCUAAAUACUCAGCACACCUGAGUGAAGACAACAGACAAGAUACCAUCAAAACAGAAGACAGUGACAAUCAAGGGAGCCCAGACAUAAAAAAUGAAAGGCUGGAAGGAGGAGGUUUUUCCAUUGAUAAAAUUAAGCCUAAAAUUGAGGAUACAACUGACUUUAUGUCUUUGACGACAUACCAAGACACGUCAUACUCCAACAUUAAAGGUCCACCGUCACCCUGCACUGACCCAUUGCUUUCCUUGACGCCCUCAAAGGUGAAACAGAAAGUGCAGAAGAAAAGGCUCAAUGCACAUCAUUCUAUGCAUCUCAUCUCAAAAAAGCAAUCCCGUGACAGAGACAAUGACAGCAACAAGGAUUUUUUGAUGGGCCCAAGAACGACCAAUCACAAUGAUUGUGAGAAGCCCUUUAAACUGUUUAGGAGAAAUGACUCUGAAACUAAAGGCGCCCACAUUGCUAUGCACAAGCCAGAUAAAUGGAUGUGCAAAGAGGAGCCAUUUUUUUAAAGACCUUCGAGAACUGCGGCAAACAAUAGGCAGAAGAGAAAUUGAGGCUCCGCUUCAAGCCACUGCAUUGGUUAAGAGAUCUAAGAGUUGCAAUGUUGUCUUUGCAGCUGAGCUCAAUAAAAUGUUUUGAAUGGACGACACUAAACAAAAGGACCUAAUAUCAGCGUAGGCGGCAAUUUAUUCCUUCCUUAACUCGAUGAAUGACUGAUUUUUUCACCUUUGUAGAAGUUGUUUUUUGCAUAAUAUAGGACCCUCUGACACAGACUGUACUUUGUCCAUUGUCUAUGCAUAUAUGGCAGACUCAACGGUAACCUCAAGAAAAUAUAUGAAUGUUGGUAACGUUGCUACAAACAGUGUGCGAUUUCAGAGCAUUGGUAGAAUGUGUUCGACAACUGAAGAGCUGUCUUGUGUGGUUACAUCUUCACUUCUUCAAAAAUAUGUCUGGGAAAACAAUAUGAAUUUUACACAUUUCUGAAUCUCCCAUUCAGUUACUGUAACUGGCAUUGAUAAGUUGCACUUUAUAGUUAGACUAUGCUAAUCUGUUGGUUAAAUACUUUGAUAAUUCAAUUUAAGCACCAUUGAUAUGAUUCUAAUUUAUAAUUAACACAUGGCACCAUUGAGAUUAAAGUUACUACUUUUGUGUGUUUAUGUAUAAAAUGUGUAAAAGUAUUUAAAUAAAUGUUGUUGAUAUUCUAAACAAUUA
Acanthopagrus latus (yellowfin seabream) is the source of this 5945-nucleotide messenger RNA. It is a transcript of the gene zbtb38, whose product is annotated as zinc finger and BTB domain containing 38. Gene Ontology annotation, molecular function: protein binding. Gene Ontology annotation, biological process: regulation of immune system process; regulation of cytokine production; negative regulation of transcription by RNA polymerase II. The transcript is spliced from 7 exons. The coding region runs from base 1577 to 5242 and encodes 1221 amino acids. The record is from RefSeq and is a predicted model, not a curated record. NCBI's taxonomy places the organism in Eukaryota, Metazoa, Chordata, Actinopteri, Spariformes, Sparidae.